AUGGCAUUACAAAGGAGUGGAGCUAUUCAGCAAAUGCUUACUUUUAAGCCUGUGCAAAAUAGAUACAAUUUCCAUCUUGUUACUGAUGCUCUAGUUGAGAAAAUCAUUCUUGAAAAAGCAUCUGGGGAGGCCGUUGCCAAAGGUGUGAAAGUCACUAUCAAGGGUGUCGAACAUACCUUUCAAGCCGGGAAGGAGGUUAUCGUUGCAGCCGGUGCUUUGAAUUCUACAAAGAUUCUAGAACUUUCGGGAAUCGGGGAUGCUAAAGUUCUCAGCUCCCUUGGAAUCGAUGUAUAUGUCGAGAACUCUAACGUAGGAGAAAAUUUCCAAGAUCAUACAUCAAGCGGAAUGAGCUUCGAGGUGAUUGAUGAAAUUCAGACACUGGAUCCUCUCAAUCGUCAAGAAUCAAAAGCUAUCGUAGCCGCUGUGUCUGCAUAUCAAACCGAGAGAACUGGGCCAUUUGCUGGUGCAGCGAUUUCGUCGUUUGCUUACAUGCCAGUUCCAGACUUCCAAACACCCAAAGGCAAAGCCGAAUUAGAGCAUUUGCUGCUUACUCACAACCCUGUGAAAGAGAGUGUAACGACUGAAUUCGCACGAUCUGUCCUCUCUAGCGCGGAUAAGAGUUCUGCUUUCUAUUUCGUCUAUGCAGCCCAUGGAAACUUUGGAUCCAACGCAAGCUCUGCAAAGAACAUCACCAUCAGUCACGAGUCUGGCAAUUUUCUUACAAUUGCUUGUGAACUUGGAUAUACACUCUCUCGUGGCAGUGUUCAUAUUCAAUCUUCUUCGGCAUUAGAUAGUCCUAUCAUUGAUCCCAAAUACUUCAGCAAUCCUAUUGAUCUUGAUAUCCACGCCCGAUUCAUACGAUACAUACACAACAUUGCUGCGACUGGGCCAAUGGCUUCAAUUCUAAAACCUGGUGGACAUAUCAGUCCAAGCUUUGCUGUAUUUGGUACAGAAUUAGAAGCUGCCAAAUACUAUGUUCGAAGAACUAUGAUUUUCCGCGUGGCAUCCGCGUGGCACUUGUGCAAUGUUACCUUUGGCAGAUGGUGGCGUUUUGAACUAAAAGCUGAUCGUUUAUGGCACCAAAAACAUCAGGGUUGUCGAUGCAAGUAUGAUACCUUUGACUCCGAGAAGAAAUCUUCAGUCUACUGUCUAUGCUGUAGCUGA
Botrytis byssoidea is the source of this 1164-nucleotide messenger RNA. RefSeq lists its product as uncharacterized. Bases 1 to 1164 code for a protein of 387 amino acids. The transcript has a single exon. Gene Ontology annotation, molecular function: oxidoreductase activity, acting on CH-OH group of donors; flavin adenine dinucleotide binding. The record is from RefSeq and is a predicted model, not a curated record. Lineage: Eukaryota; Fungi; Ascomycota; Leotiomycetes; Helotiales; Sclerotiniaceae.